Molecule: messenger RNA, 651 nt
Organism: Dracunculus medinensis (Guinea worm)
Lineage: Eukaryota; Metazoa; Nematoda; Chromadorea; Rhabditida; Dracunculidae
Source: the annotation of a GenBank genome assembly
AUGGAUAAGUGCAUAUUUUGUGGAUGGGCGCGUCGAAGUUCGAGCCCUUCGAUUCGAUUUUUUGGAAUUCCUAAAGAACCAGGCUUGAAGCGUGUUCAGUGGCUCUAUGCAAUCGGAGGUCGAGAAAUAACGAGUAAAGAUCGAGUAUGCAGUCUUCACUUUCGGCAAGGUCGACCUUCUAGUGAUCCAUCUCACGAGGAUUUUGUACCACAUUUGUAUUUAAAUCGUGAUACUCCUCCUGAAAUCAUUCAGUGCUUGGAAUCACUGGCCGAGAAAAAAAUGGAACCGGAGUGGUUUAUUGAAAAUGAGAAUUAUGGAUCUUACUCAUCGACUGGAUUGGGUCGCAUUUGUAGGCCGUUGAUUUUGCAACGUAAGCGAAAAGUGGUAUCUGAACGAUCAGAAACUGAAACAGUAAAGGAGGUGGAAGUGAAUUCUGCGCCUCAACCAUCUCAUUCAGUGGGAGAGACAUCAACUUUAAAGAAAGAAACAAUUGAUGAAGUCAGUAAUACCGUUGUUGGAGAUGCAAAGAAGGCCAAACUGCAGAUUUUGCAACGGCCUUUGGUGGAAGCUGUUGGCGUAAAGCCUGGGCAAACUGUAAUAAUCAAAAGGCGUUUUCCAAUUUUCAAACCAUCACAACAGCAAUCUUGUUAA